UCCUGCUCCGAACGCUUUAGUCACUGCUCGCAUCUCCUCGCUACUCCCGUCUGCUCCAACACAUCCACAACAACCUGUCCUGCUUCCGCCUAACCAGCGUCGACGCAUUCUGCAACGCACGCCCAUCAACGCUCUCCACCGACUCUCCCAUCACACCGCACCGCGCUGACAAGCUCUCCUUCCCGCUACUGGCACACACAUGAUGGACGGUAGAAACUGCACCGGCCGCAAGAUAUCCCUACUCAACGAUAUCAGUGCCGCCGCCGCCCUUCCGCAGCGCAAAGUCCAGCUGCCCCCGCUUCUCAGUCACGCGUACAGUCAAGACUACCAGCAUCGGCCACAGCCUCCUUCACGAGACUCCAGCUGCGAGUCGACCCCCAGCCUCGCCCCGCAAACGCCCCAGCUGUCGCGCACCAGUUCCCGCGACUCGCGCUCCUUCUCCACCCCGUCGCCGCUGACCCCUUCCUACAACUCGUUUGAAAGCGGCGCCACUCCCGACACCGCCACCCCGCGGAAGUCGCGGUCUGACCACCACUUCUACUCCCGACACCAUUCCUACAGCACCAUGGACGACUCCACCAUCCCACUCUAUCCGCCCAUCCCCGACGCCACCUCCAUGAUGCCCUCGGUCUACCCAAUGCCGCAGCAGCUGCCGCCGCAGCAACUCUCACAGACCAGCCCGCCGCAGCAUCAACGUCCAUCCAGCUCGCCGGCCUCCGAGCCCUCCCACGUCUCCACUCUUUCGGCUGCCUCCAACUCCAACAAGGCGCAACCGAAGAAGAACCAAUACCCGUGUCCCAUGGCGAAGCAAGUCGGCUGCACCGACUACUUCACCACCUCCGGCCAUGCCGCUCGGCACGCGAAGAAACACACCGGCAAGAAGGACGCCUUCUGUCCCGAGUGCAACAAGGCCUUCACGCGCAAAGACAACAUGGAGCAGCAUCGACGAACGCACCAGAAUGGGGGCCGAGCCGCGCGAGCAAGUAACACGAGCGCCACUACCGACGACGCGAAGGUGAAGAAGCCCACCAAGCCCGCAAGCAAGAAGUCGAACAUCAAGGCGGAGCCGCAGCAGUUCGAAGCCGCGCUCGAGCAACUCGCGGCGGAACAAGCCAUCGCCGCCACCAUCUCGCCGACCAUGCACAUCCCCACCCAAGUCACUGCCGCACACCAACAAGCGCAAGUCGUGCAACAACUCGCAAUGGAGCAGGCAAUGAUGAUACCGCCCGCCGGGCCCUACUUCCUUGGUAGCGGUCUCGACACCGGCCCCGUUCCGAGUCUACCGAUGCUGGUCUCCGACCUGAACAUGCGCCCUUCCCUCCACCGCUCCAACAUCACCACCAGCCUCGACUACAUGCCCCCCGCGACCCCUCUGCUCGCCGACCCAGACAUGCACUACUCCUACCCCUCGCCCGGCCUGUCGAACGGGCUUAACAGUCUCGCCCUGGCGGCCUGCGAGCACCGACGUCUGUCGGAGGAGAAGGCACAGUCCCGGAGUCCGAGAAGCGAGCAGGAAACGCCAAGCGGCGAGACACCGACGGGCACGUCGCCGUGAUGACAUUUCGCACCGGAAGCCGCGGAGCCCCACAC
Neohortaea acidophila is the source of this 1590-nucleotide messenger RNA. RefSeq lists its product as uncharacterized. The coding region runs from base 200 to 1555 and encodes 451 amino acids. The record is from RefSeq and is a predicted model, not a curated record. The transcript has a single exon. NCBI's taxonomy places the organism in Eukaryota, Fungi, Ascomycota, Dothideomycetes, Mycosphaerellales, Teratosphaeriaceae.